UAAGAGGUGGCCAGGGUGACACUGGGUGGAGGUUUUGUCUCGUUUGGGAGUCAUCCUUUAGUUGGGAUAGCUACACACACACGUGUGUGUGUGUGUGUGAGUGCCGGUCCUGUGUGUGAGUGCCGGUCCUGGGCUCCCCCCCCCUCCCCUAGGUCGGCUCGGCCUCAAGCGAGUACCUGUUGUAGCGGUGUGGAGAAAACAUCGCAACUUGGGAGAGACAAAGGCGGUCGGGCGUGGUGCUGGCCCCCCACCCCCUUCGUGAUCAACUCGGUCCCAGCAGUCUGUUAAAGGGUCGAUAGCUUUGUUAUUGAUCUCGAUUUGACGUUUUCGCUCUCCUCGUGCGAAGUCACGUCUCGUCGUGUGAGCGACAACGCCGCCACCGCCGCCGCCUCAUCUCGACAGCUGUUGUUGUUUAUCUGUGGCAGGAAGACCGAGUGUGAAACGCUCUCUUCAAAGUCUGCGAAGAAGGAUACAUGGGAGACGAGAACCGAAUCACGGGCACCUGAACGUUGCCACCUGUGCAAGAGCAACACGGGGAGAUGUUCGCGCGGCCCGCGGCCCUGCGGCGCAGCCUGCGGCCUUGCCUAAGCGGUCCCGUCUUUGCCACGCCACAUAUUCCCCUGUCCUCCGACUGUUCGUCGCCCCGCUCUACCUCUUGGUCAGGGCCGUGGCACCGCCGUUCCCCCUUCUCGUCGCGCCCCGCACGGACGGCAUUGUCGCGGGAGGAUGCGGAACUCCUCGUGGCAUCGUGCCUCGACGUGCCGAACCGCGAGCGGUGCCGGCGGGAGCUGGCCCGGAGGGACCGUGGGACCACGCGGAUGCAGCAGCAGCAGGUGCAGCAGGUGCAGCAGGUGCCCAUCCCCAUGUGGACUCCGUCCCAGGGAAGCCGUGUCGACGCCGCAGUGCUGGUGUCGCUGUGCCGGCACGCCGGGGGGGAGCCCAGCGUGCUGCUGACGCUGCGCUCACGCACCAUGCCCGGCCGACAUAGCGGGGACGUCUGUUUCCCCGGCGGCAAACAGGAAGAGGGGGACCGGGACGUGGUGGAGACGGCGUUGAGGGAGGCGCGGGAGGAGCUGGGGGUGGACAUCAGCGGUGACUCCGUGUGGGGGCUCCUGACCCCCGUUCCGGACGUGACGGGCAAAAUGAUGGUGUGGCCUGUGCUCGCGGACCUGGGAGAAGUUGACCCGGGCGCCUUGAAUCCCAACCCAGACGAGGUAGAGGAGGCAUUCCUCGUCUCUCUGCGCCACCUGUGCGAGCCCGCGCACCAGGGCUACACGCGGUUCCGCGCUCACGGCGGCCGCUACGCGUACACGCUGCCGCUCUUCAGCACGGGCCGCUCGCCCCACGCUGCCUCCGCUGCGGCGACGUCGUCGGCAGCUUCGUCGGCGGCGUCGGCCUGGGGCGAUCGCAGGGUGUGGGGCCUCACCGGCGUGCUGCUGGACCAGGCGCUCGCUACGCUCCUGCCGGAAGUCUACAGCUCCAAGGUUCACGGCGCCAGAUUCUCGCGCCCCUCUGGGGGCAAGGGUCAAACGCGGGUCACCCGGACUGACCAGUAGCGGUGGCAGCAGCAGCAGCAGGAGGAAGAGGGCGG
Molecule: messenger RNA, 1591 nt
Organism: Lethenteron reissneri (Far Eastern brook lamprey)
Lineage: Eukaryota; Metazoa; Chordata; Hyperoartia; Petromyzontiformes; Petromyzontidae
Product: mitochondrial coenzyme A diphosphatase NUDT8-like
Molecular function (GO): coenzyme A diphosphatase activity
Source: RefSeq, a predicted model, not a curated record